UUACCGCUCAGAUGGAUGAAGCGGGGAACGGACAGAAAGAGGGUUUACGGUCUUUCCCUUUGUUAGAAACAUCCGAAGAUGUCGCUGGAUAAAAACUUAACGCUUACUCUGGAGAACGCCUUCCAGAAAAUCUUUGAAAAUUACAUGAAUAGUUGGCGUGACAACAUGACGGCCGAGAACGACCAGCUGCAGGAGACCGUCAGCGCCGAGAACUUCGACUACGUUAUCUUGUAUCUCAUGGUAAUGAUCGGGAUAUUUUCAUUCAUCGUUGUCGCCAUCCUGGUGAGCACCGUCAGGUCAAAAAGGAAUCAAAGCUCAGAGGAGAAAUACGAAGACCCCUACCAGAGGUACAUUGCCAAUGACUGGACCGAGAGCAAAACUCAAUGCGUCGUGAUGGAAAACCCCGUUGCCAGGUCAUAUACCACACCGGCGUCGCCAUAGAUACAGAGGCACUAAAAUGUAUCCACUAUACAUGUCAUUUACGUGGAUAUGAUUAGUAAUUAAAGAUUUUAGGCAUCUGCUUAUGACGGA
Molecule: messenger RNA, 531 nt
Organism: Spea bombifrons (plains spadefoot toad)
Lineage: Eukaryota; Metazoa; Chordata; Amphibia; Anura; Pelobatidae
Gene: KCNE2
Product: potassium voltage-gated channel subfamily E regulatory subunit 2
Exons: 2
Coding region: 79-441 (120 amino acids)
Biological process (GO): ventricular cardiac muscle cell action potential; regulation of heart rate by cardiac conduction; membrane repolarization during action potential
Cellular component (GO): membrane
Molecular function (GO): transmembrane transporter binding; potassium channel regulator activity; delayed rectifier potassium channel activity
Source: RefSeq, a predicted model, not a curated record